This is a messenger RNA of Lactuca virosa, 333 nucleotides long. Lineage: Eukaryota; Viridiplantae; Streptophyta; Magnoliopsida; Asterales; Asteraceae. The record is from the annotation of a GenBank genome assembly.
AUGAAGAAGACGCAUACUGAGAAACCACAACCUGCUGUGGAGGAAGUUUCUAAAGAAAUUAUUCCUUCGAAGACUAGUUUUCUCAAACGUACCAAGAAGCCAGCCAAUAAACCUUGUGAUUCUCCAGUCAGGCCAUCUGUUCAAGAACCCGAAAUCGAGUUAGCUGAGCAAACACAGGUUGAUUCUUCGCAUACUCAUUCAUCUCAGAAGGGUAUCAAGAAGAUUAGAAAGCAUCAAUUCAACAGAAAAGGUGUGUUGUUUCGAGAAGUUUCGGUUCUUGUUUCUCCAGCUUCGAAGAAACGACAGACAUUUGAUAUGGAUCAUAAAUUAUAA